CCUUGACUGUACCUUACAUGGCGCAAGAGAGGUGGUUGCUUUCAAAUGUUGAAAACUGAACCUCGGAUCAUAUUUUGGGUUAUACUCUGUGACAUUCCUUGACAAUCUACCCCAAGUAUAAUAGCCUUCCCUUCAUAAAACUGCAAGCCAUUGCCAUCGGAAAAAUUCGCUGAUUGUAUGAAUCCCAAUACGAUAUGCAAAUAGCUGCGUGUUUGUAUGGUCAUAACCUAUGACAGUCAUUCACACAUGCUGCACAUGCAUGUGUUCACAUUGCUCAAGUGCAUUAGUGAAAGUCGGGAAAGUUGACAUUACUCAACAAUUUAUUGGUAGAGAGUUCAUUGUUCUUUUUCUUAAUCAUUAUAAAACUAUCAAACAUACAAAAACCUAGUGUUCAAAAGACUGCGUUUUUUGCACAGAAACAACAUUAGUGUCAGAUGAUGCAAUGACACUUGAUAUAGAGAACAUAAUAUUACUGGAUUGGAAUAGUAAUUGAAUCAAAUCGGAAUGAUGGAGAGCUUAGACGAGUUAUGCUCGAAAGCUUUCAAACGAGCGGAUACAAACGUACAGGGAAAACUGAAAAAUACCUUUUUGACAAAUUAUCCUCAUUGUUUAGUACCUGGUUUAAAUUUGAAUAAAUCACCUACAAUCGAUUCUUGGCACGUUCAUAAUGUUAUGGGACUUUACCAAGAGUUUCCUUAUUAUUGCGAUUUACCAAAACCACUAUUGCCUCCUGUAAAAAUAACUAUGAAAGGUGAUCCAGCCCUCCAACUGAUAGAUGCUAAAGCACAUAUUGAAAAGGAUGUUAAAAGAAUUCUGCAUCAUUUUGGAAGACGCGAAAAUGAUUUUUCAAAGAUCCCCAGCAAAAAUGAAAUCAUAUGGAAAGCGGUCGAUGGUAACAUUCGAACUUCUGCUCCCAAAUAUGUGGCUGAUUUAGCUGCUUUGAUUGAGAUGGAUCCUGAUCCUUAUUUUGCAGGGAUGUACAAUUGGUAUUAUACCGGAGGAUCAUUAUCAAAUGUGUCGGUGGGUGGACAAUCUGUUCUAAUUUUCCCGUAUAUGGAUGAUUUAGUUGCUACUCACAUAAUACCAGUGAAAAAUUCACUGCACAAACCGAGUCUACGAACAGCUGCCACUUGUCAAUUGAAUGACUCAAUUUAUGAGAUAAGAACGAACUUAGAAAGAGAUAAUAGGCGAAUUUUAGCGAGAGCAAAAAACAAUUGUAUUAUUUAUUCACUCGCAGAAACCCACGGAAAAUUACGUUUAUUUCAGAUUGAAAAUAAAAAAUCAAGAUUACCCUAUGUCAGUGCUGAUCUCGAUCCAUUAAAUCACAACAGAUUUUGUUCGGUCGAUGUGGAACGAACUUUAACUCUAUGGGAUGUCUUAUCAGGUAAAAAAAUCGGAAGCAACCAUGUCGAAAUUACCAAACCCUUGGAAGAUAAGUGGGCUUGUGUCAAAAUUGGCAAAAAGGAUCCAAAUAGUAUUGUUUUUGUUGAUCGAUGUUGUCUCCAUUAUCUCGACGUAAGAGAAUCUUAUGAACGUCCAGUGCUGAGCCUGUGUCCCAGCCAACAUUUGGAGGCUUGUGAGAGUCUUUGCUCAGCGGUUCCAAGUAUUAACGAAGAUCACUAUUACAUGGCUUCGUAUCACAGUUUAUUGCUGUGUGAUCGACGUUCUCCGCAGCUCAGCGUACAGCAAAAAUGGACACACCAAUUCAAAAGUCCCCCUCUUUUUGCUGACGUACAUACAAGAAAUGAAAAAGAAGUGAUUAUUUUAUCCAAUCAAAUUGCCGGCGAAAUAACAAUUAUUCUGAACACGUGGGAUGGCAGAGACAGUUCGCAUUCUUUACAUUUGCCAUACACUCCACCAAGUGUCUUAAACACAUUGAGUGAAACUCAGAUGCAAGGAAAAUGUUUGGAUCCUUUGCUCAAAAAAAGAUUGGCACUGAGCACAUCCGGAAUUUGUACAAUUGCUGAUGAAAACGCUGGCACAUCGCUGUUUGUGAGAAAUUCGAUCGGCGACAUUUUUUAUCAAUGCAUUAAGGACGAAAUCGAAUUGGACCACUAUUCGAUGAUCAAUUGCGAAUCUACCUACGCUAUGGAAGCGUGGGAAAAACAACUCUUGCUGCAGGAACGUUUGAAAACUCCUCUGAUACUGACAGAUCGGACGAACAUGCAUCACCCCUUUGACAAUUUUAUGAACAAAACGGCGCGUAUAGAGCGAAACCUCGAGUCGGAUGACUUGUUAGAAACGAACCCAAAGUGGCAAGAAUCACUGGACAAGUUGAAAAAAUACGUUGACAUUUUGGCACCGGAGUUGCUGGCAGUGUGGGAUGUCACAGAAGCCAGCGUUCCAGAUUCACAAACGGUUAUUCCACAUGACAGAGUUUUGAAUUGGCUGGAAACGGCCAAUGAAACGACAUGCACCAUUGAAUCACAAGAGUAUCCCGAAUUCAUGCCAACGCCAAUAAAUACUCAAGAACUUUUCAGUGCUUCUCAACAACCAGAACCACAACCAGAAGUUAUUGACAUCAUAGAGGACGUUCCUACAGAAGCAUAUUUCCCACCGGUUGUAGUAAAAACUUCUAAGAAAGCACAGCCGAAAAAACGGAUGUAUGUGGCAGGUUUUUAGUUUUUCAGCCUGAGCCAACGAACUCCUAAAACUAUAAACGAAAUCCAGACUGUGGAUCGAUUUUGUCUGUACAUUGGUGUGCUAUAUGACUUCACCAUCGUUCACCUUACCAUCUACGUGCGAAGUAAUUUCACUCGUUGAUUACACUGUUAUAUUCAAGAAAGUCAUAACAUUGCGCUUUAUUUUACAAACAUUUUAAGUGUCACCUCAUGAUUUCAACGAUUUCGUAGGAAAGAUGGUGUCCACUUUGACGUCAAAACUUUGUUUCCUUCUCUUUGCGACUUCUGCGAUUCGUCUUCUUGCAUUUGUUGCUGAAAUGACAACAUCGAAUUAUUUUUAUAUUAACAUCGUUGAGCGGUUAUUCCAGACAUUAUUAUAAUUUAUUUAGAUCAAAUUGUUGGAUUGUACAGCUUUAUUUCAACGGACCUAUCUAUAAAAUACGACUGUUCAACAAAUUCAA
This is a messenger RNA of Venturia canescens, 3082 nucleotides long. RefSeq names its product TATA box-binding protein-associated factor RNA polymerase I subunit C-like (gene TAF1C-like). The record is from RefSeq and is a predicted model, not a curated record. The transcript has 11 exons. Gene Ontology annotation, molecular function: protein binding. Lineage: Eukaryota; Metazoa; Arthropoda; Insecta; Hymenoptera; Ichneumonidae. Bases 505 to 2622 code for a protein of 705 amino acids.